Molecule: messenger RNA, 429 nt
Organism: Fulvia fulva
Lineage: Eukaryota; Fungi; Ascomycota; Dothideomycetes; Mycosphaerellales; Mycosphaerellaceae
Exons: 1
Coding region: 1-429 (142 amino acids)
Source: RefSeq, a predicted model, not a curated record
AUGACCCCCGACAUCGAAAAACACGCGCGCAAAGAAGCCAACGCCAACAUCUACAACUUCUCCGACCUACGCCCCUCCGGCAAAACAACCCGCGACAAUCGCGGGCGUCGCACAAUCCUCCUCUUAAACUCCCGCACCGGCGACGAGGUGACGAAUAGCGAGAACAUCGACCAUCACUUUGAUCACCACGGGGAUGAAGGAAUUACGAAUAGGUUUCAGCAUGACUUUGAUUCGUUGGGGGCGUGGUAUUAUUUUGACGAGUAUCCGGAGCGGGCGAGGGUGGCGUUGCAGGCGCUGUGGUUUCCGGUUUUGGUGGGGAGGUGUGUGUGGAUUUAUACGAGGGUGAGGUGGGAGCUUUGGUGGAGGGGGAGGGGGAGGGGGAGUGGGGGUGGUGGUGGUGGUGGUGGUGGCGGCGGUGGGGAGGUGUGA